Molecule: messenger RNA, 3294 nt
Organism: Medicago truncatula (barrel medic)
Lineage: Eukaryota; Viridiplantae; Streptophyta; Magnoliopsida; Fabales; Fabaceae
Product: receptor protein-tyrosine kinase CEPR1
Exons: 2
Coding region: 186-3083 (965 amino acids)
Biological process (GO): protein phosphorylation
Molecular function (GO): ATP binding; protein kinase activity; receptor serine/threonine kinase binding
Source: RefSeq, a predicted model, not a curated record
UAGUACUACAACAAGAACCUACUUUUCCCAAACUCAUCCACUCAAACCUUUCCAUCUUAUAUACAUCUCUCACUCUUCUCUUUCUUUGCAAUCUCUUACACUUACAAUAAUAAUAAUAAUAUUACCAAACCACAAAACAAACACAACACUUCAAAUUCUUCUCUCUUUUCCCCCUCAAAAUCAAAAUGAACCAUCAUCAACCAUUCUUCUUCUUUGGACUAAUAGUUAUUAUUUCCAUGACCAACAUGUCACAUGUUAUCAGCACAAACCAAUCUGAGUUUUUUUCUCUAAUGAAAGAGUCUCUCUCAGGAAACUACCCUUUUGAUUGGGGUGUAAGCAAAGUGGAUAAACCAAUCUGCGACUUCACCGGAAUCACCUGUGACAACAAAGGAGACAUCAUAAGUCUUGAUUUUUCAGGUUGGUCAUCACUUUCCGGAAACUUCCCGUCAAAUAUUUGCUCUUACCUUCCAAAUUUACGUGUCCUAAACCUCGGUAAUACAAAAUUCAAGUUCCCAACAAACAGCAUAAUCAACUGUUCUCACUUAGAACUACUCAACAUGAACAAGAUGCACCUGUCAGGAACACUUCCUGAUUUCUCGUCUUUAAAAUAUCUCAGAGUCCUCGACUUAUCAUACAACUCCUUCACCGGCGAUUUUCCCAUGUCUGUUUUCAACCUCACCAAUCUUGAAAUUCUCAACUUCAACGAAAACAGUAAACUCAAUCUUUGGGAAUUACCAAAAAGCUUUGUAAGAUUGAGAAGUCUUAAAUCCAUGAUUUUAUCAACAUGCAUGUUGCAUGGUCAAAUUCCACCAUCCAUAUCAAAUAUAACAACACUCAUUGAUCUUGAAUUAAGUGGAAAUUUCCUCACAGGUCAAAUUCCAAAAGAACUUGGAUUGUUGAAAAACUUGCAACAGCUUGAACUUUACUAUAACUACUUCCUUGUUGGCAGCAUCCCUGAAGAGCUUGGAAAUUUAACAGAACUUGUCGAUUUAGAUAUGUCGGUAAACAAGUUAACUGGAACAAUCCCUUCUUCUGUUUGUAAACUUCCAAAGCUUCAGGUUCUCCAAUUCUACAAUAACAGUCUCACAGGUGAAAUUCCAAAAUCAAUUGAAAACUCAAAAACACUUAGAAUAUUGUCACUUUACGACAAUUUCUUAAGUGGACACGUUCCUGCGAAACUAGGACAAUCCUCCGGAAUGGUUGUUCUUGAUUUGUCCGAAAACAAGUUGUCUGGCCCUUUGCCAGAACAUGUCUGUCAAGGAGGUAAACUGUUAUAUUUUCUUGUUUUGGAUAACUUUUUCUCUGGUGUUAUACCAGAAAGUUAUUCAAAUUGCAUGUUUCUGUUAAGGUUUCGUGUCAGUAAUAACCGUUUGGAAGGUUCUGUUCCAAAAGGACUCUUGAGUUUAUCACAUGUUUCAAUCAUUGAUUUGAGCAGCAACAAUCUGACCGGUCCGAUUCCCGAGAUCAACGGAAAUUCUAGAAACUUGUCUGAGCUUUUCCUUCAGAGGAACAAGAUUUCAGGACAAAUAACACCAACAAUCUCUAGUGCUUAUAACCUUGUCAAAAUUGAUUUCAGUUAUAACUUUCUUUCUGGUCCAAUUCCUUCUGAGAUUGGUAACCUUAGAAAGCUUAACUUGCUUAUGCUACAAGCAAACAAGCUGAACUCUUCUAUUCCUGAUUCAUUCUCUUCCUUGGAAUCACUCAACCUUCUAGAUCUUUCCAGUAAUCUCUUAACCGGAAACAUCCCUGAAAGCCUCUCUGUGUUGUUGCCUAAUUCUAUAAACUUUUCACACAAUCUUCUUUCUGGUCCUAUUCCUCCUAAAUUGAUUAAAGGAGGGUUAGUUGAAAGCUUUGCAGGGAAUCCUGGUUUAUGUGUGAUGAUGCCGGUUAAUGCUAAUUCAUCUGAUCAAAGAAACUUUCCAUUAUGUUCACAUGGUUACAAGAGUAAGAAGAUGAACACUAUAUGGGUGGCCGGUGUAUCUGUGAUUUUGAUUUUUGUAGGUGCUGCUUUGUUCUUGAAAAAAAGGUGUGGCAAAAAUGUGUCUGCGGUUGAACACGAAUACACACUCUCUUCAUCAUUUUUCUCUUAUGAUGUUAAGAGUUUUCACAUGAUUAGUUUUGAUCAAAGAGAGAUUGUUGAGUCUUUGGUUGAUAAGAAUAUAAUGGGACAUGGAGGGUCAGGGACAGUGUACAAAAUCGAGCUGAAAACCGGAGAUGUUGUGGCGGUUAAGAGGCUUUGGAGUCGAAGUUCGAAGGAUUCUUCGCCAGAAGAUGCAUUAUUUGUGGACAAGGCAUUGAAAGCUGAGGUGGAAACACUUGGAAGCAUAAGACACAAGAACAUUGUUAAGUUGUAUUGUUGCUUCUCAAGUUUGGAUUGUAGCUUGUUGGUUUAUGAGUAUAUGCCAAAUGGUACUUUGUAUGAUUCUCUUCACAAGGGUUGGAUUCAUUUGGAUUGGCCUACAAGGUAUAGGAUUGCACUUGGAAUUGCUCAGGGUGUUGCAUACCUUCACCAUGAUUUGGUUUUUCCUAUUAUCCAUAGAGAUAUUAAGUCAACAAAUAUUCUCUUGGAUGAAGAUUACCAUCCUAAGGUUGCAGAUUUUGGGAUUGCUAAGGUUUUGCAGGCAAGAGGAGCAAAGGAUUCCACAACCACGGUCAUUGCUGGAACUUAUGGUUACCUAGCCCCAGAAUAUGCAUAUUCACCAAGAGCAACCACAAAGUGUGAUGUGUACAGUUUUGGUGUGAUUUUGUUGGAAUUAUUAACUGGGAGGAAGCCAAUUGAGUCAGAAUUUGGAGAAAACAGAAACAUUGUAUUUUGGGUUGCAAACAAAGUUGAAGGCAAAGAAGGAGCUAGACCAAGUGAGGUUUUUGAUCCAAAGUUAUCAUGUUCAUUCAAAGAUGAUAUGGUUAAAGUAUUAAGGAUUGCCAUUAGAUGCAGCUACAAAGCACCAGCUAGUAGACCAACCAUGAAAGAAGUUGUUCAGCUUCUGAUUGAGGCAGAGCCAAGAAAAUCUGAUUCUUGCAAGUUGUCAACCAAAGACGUAUCGACAAAUGUCACCUUAGUAAAGAAAUCAUUUGAAUUAUAAUUAUUAAUAUCAUUAAGUAGCUUAAUUAAGGGGUAAGAGGGAGCAUAAAUCUAUAGUUUAGUAACAACUAAGAACAUAAGCAGUCUCUCUUUUGUUGUGAUGUGAUAUAAUAUAAAUGAGAGACUGGUUGUAAAGUGGAUAACAAAGUACCAUAAUGUUUUUGUUUUUAUCUAGACAAGUAAUUUGUAGAUUCUAUCUUUGACUCUUGUUA